CGUCGUUAGUAGCACAGCACCCAACUGUCUGUAAAGGUGAACUCCUCUGACCAUCCAGCUCCCGCGACUGCUUCAAGUUUCAAGCCCCUUCAUUUUCUUUGCCUCAAGGUCAAGGAGUCUGGUAGUAUCAUGGCUCUUGCCCUUGAUUUGCAGGACUUCCUUCUCCGUGCUCGAGUGUUGAAGCUGUAUAGACAAGCACUGAGGAUUACACGAAGAUCCCCUGUUGAUGCUAGAGGUGAACUAAGAUCCACGAUUAGACAAGAACUGGAGAAUAACCGGCACUGCAAUGACAGGCAAAGGAUUCGUUUUUUUCUUAGUGAAGGAUUGGAGAGAUUAAAACGUCUAGACGAGAUGCUUGACAUGCAAGGUCAUCCUGAAUAGGGGAAAAUGAAAAACUCUGCAUUGUAUUUCUUAAUUUGUUGAGUUUCUGAAUGUUACUACAUUGCACAUUUUGUGUUUGCACACCCUCACUUGACUUUGUCAAAAAACUAAGCAUGGGCCAGUGAAUUUUUGAAAUUGAUUAACCGUGAAUA
This is a messenger RNA of Prunus persica (peach), 533 nucleotides long. RefSeq lists its product as uncharacterized. Lineage: Eukaryota; Viridiplantae; Streptophyta; Magnoliopsida; Rosales; Rosaceae. The transcript is spliced from 3 exons. Gene Ontology annotation, cellular component: mitochondrion. The record is from RefSeq and is a predicted model, not a curated record. The coding region runs from base 130 to 381 and encodes 83 amino acids.